Molecule: messenger RNA, 810 nt
Organism: Diaporthe amygdali
Lineage: Eukaryota; Fungi; Ascomycota; Sordariomycetes; Diaporthales; Diaporthaceae
Exons: 1
Coding region: 1-810 (269 amino acids)
Source: RefSeq, a predicted model, not a curated record
AUGUCAGCCUCCACUCCACAUUCAUCCGACCCCACUCGCGUCAUCAUGGCUCUUGACAGCUCGCAAUACGAUUCCCUUGUUGCAGAUUAUGAGAGCUCCUUGUAUCUGCCCUCUCGGCGCUGCACGGAAGUAAACUUCUUCGCCAACCUGGGUGAUGUCAGAGGCCAGAGGAUCCUUGACUUAUCAACCGGAACUGGUCAUUAUGCUCGAGCCAUGGCCAAACUCGGCGCGAGCCACGUCGUCGGCGUCGACAUCAACAGCGGGAUGCUGGGAAAGGCCCGGGAGCUCAUUGCUGCUGAUUCCUCCGUCCCUAAAGACGUGAUCAAGCUUGAACUCGGCGACGUCUUCGCCCCACUCAGUCUGAAGAAUGCCGACCCCGGCUCUUUCGACGUUGUCACCGGCGUCUGGAGUCUUAAUUACGCUGGAGACCAGGCCAUGAUGGACCAUGCAUUCAAUAACGUUGGGAAAUACCUCAAGCCUGGUGGCCGUUUCGUCACAAUUAUCCCAAACAAAGUAGCUCAUGGGGGCGAAAGAAAUGACUGGUAUGGUGUCAGUAAAAGGAUCAUCGGCGAAGUUGAGAAUGGUUUUCGGAUCAGGACAAUCUUUUUGAUGGAUCCUCCGAUCGAAUUCGAUAACUAUGAUCUCGAUCAUUCGGUCUUUGUCAAAGCUGCAAAGGGUGCAGGCCUGAGAGAUUUCAAGACAGACGCGAAGGAGAAAAUCGCGCCUCCACUCAGGGCCGGUGAGGACCAAGCGUACUGGGACCGAUAUCUGGCAAGUCCACUUUUUGACGUUGUCACGGCGACCAAAUGA